GGAGAACCCACUAAAAGUGAAAGGCCACCUUCCACUAGCUCACAAACGAAUCACGAAACGGACAAUUCCCAGGAACAAAACCCAACCAAACUGUUAGCUCAGAACACGGCAAGUUGCGAUGACCAGUGUAAAAGAGAAGAUACUCCCAAAGAGGAGGACCAAACCCAAACUAAACAAGACAUACCUGUGGCAUUUGCCAUUCCUUCUCACGAGACCUUUUUUCCCUCUGGUUACCUUAUUCCUCUCGCUCAGUGCACCCAUGGCAAUGAGGCAGCCCUGUCUAAUACGGAGAAAGCCAGGAUCUGUUCCCUGCAGCACACUACCUACCACUCACCCGUCGCUGGUGUCAUUCCAGUGACAGCAUCUGAACUGCAAGCAGUUUUUUCUUUCCACAUCACGCCCCUGAACAUAAUGCUCUCGCCAACUUCUAUCGCUGCCGCGCCUGUACUGAGCAACUCCUGCCUCAAUUCAAGCAACACCAGUUCUGCCCAAAGUCCAAGUUCUUCAGUUCUGAACUUCACGCUGCAGCACAUAGGACUAAUACCUGCUGGAAUGCAAGUUCCUGCAAAUCCUCUUCUUCAGCACGUGCCAGUCUCUUCCCAGCCAGACGACGUUAGCCACGGCUCAGACGGCGUGAACUCGCAAGAAGAGAAGCGUCCUGUCCCAAAGGAACCCCAAGAGCCCCGGACAGUUAUGGAAAAUUUUUUCCGCACGCCAGGAGGGCCCAACACGGAACCGUCACCGGCCACAACUUCAAAUGGUGCUAUUAGAACCUCUCAAGGAACGCCGUAUAUUCCUCAACGAAAACUUGAAGUGUCAGAAGACCAAUCCUGA
Molecule: messenger RNA, 834 nt
Organism: Eurypyga helias (sunbittern)
Lineage: Eukaryota; Metazoa; Chordata; Aves; Eurypygiformes; Eurypygidae
Gene: E2F8
Product: E2F transcription factor 8
Source: RefSeq, a predicted model, not a curated record